AUGGACAUAUCUUCAGAAUGGUUGGAAUUCUUAUUUUUCAAACCUGGCGAUGCUUUUGCAGUAGCCGCUACAGAAGGUGUCUUCGUGUACUCUCUGGAGAAAGCAGGCCUUGGAAGCAGUCUUCUCGGUGGUGUAUCCAACUGGCUCUUUGAUGCUGUCGCCGUGGAUGAAGACACAACUCCAUCAAAUGCUCGUCUUCAACUUUCUCAAGGUAACCUCUCCACCGCUUUGGACAUUGCUCUCCGAUUGCAGAUGCACGAUCUUAUUGAGGAGAUCAUCGAAGCUGUUCCACACAGUUUGGAUUACAGCACGUUGCUCAGUUCACUGCUUGGUGUUCUAAAGUUCCGAAGCUAG
This is a messenger RNA of Rodentolepis nana, 354 nucleotides long. NCBI's taxonomy places the organism in Eukaryota, Metazoa, Platyhelminthes, Cestoda, Cyclophyllidea, Hymenolepididae. The record is from the annotation of a GenBank genome assembly.